GAACUCCCCACCCCUAUCAAUGUCCGUACUAAUCUCUCCAGCUCUUCUCAAUGGUUCAUCGGCGCCGGCGCCGGAGACGGAGGAAGACGAGGAGUCGCUAACUCAUCCACUGCUUAACAGCCUCUCUCGAUCAACAUCGAACAACACUUCUCAGGUCGCUAUCGUCGGCUCCAGUGUCUCCCCUAUUGAAAGCCUCGACUACGAAAUCAUGGAGAAUGAUUAUUUCAAGCAAGAUUGGAGGCGUGGAGAGAAGAUUCAAAUAUUGCAGUACGUAUCCAUGAAAUGGAUGAUGUGCUUUUUCAUUGGAUUGCUUGUUGGCCUUGUUGGUUUCUGUAACAAUCUUGCUGUUGAGAACAUUGCUGGAAUGAAAUUUGUGGUGACUUCUGAUCUGAUGCGUGCGAGAAGGUAUACAACGGCUUUUCUUGUAUUUGCUUCUUCCAAUUUCGGACUGACAUUAUUUGCCGGUCUAAUUACGGCUUUUAUCGCACCAGAGGCUGCUGGUUCAGGUAUACCUGAAGUUAAGGCUUACUUGAAUGGCGUAGAUGCACCAGCAAUAUUUUCUCUGCGAACACUGUUUGUCAAGAUUGUUGGAAGCAUUUCUGCAGUAUCAGGAUCUCUGGUAAUCGGAAAAGCAGGCCCCAUGGUUCAUACUGGUGCUUGCAUUGCAGCACUAAUAAGUCAAGGCGGGUCACAGAAGUAUGGAUUAACUUGGAAAUGGCUGAAGUAUUUUAAAAAUGAUAGAGAUCGACGAGAUCUUGUAACAUGUGGAUCAGCUGCUGGGAUGGCUGCUGCUUUCCGAGCUCCUGUUGGCGGUCUGUUGUUUGCUCUCGAAGAAAUGGCAUCUUGGUGGAGAAGUGCUCUAUUGUGGAGAGCCUUUUUUACUACGGCUGUGGUUGCAAUUGUCCUUCGUGCUUUGAUUGAUGUUUGCUUAAGUGGGAAAUGUGGACUCUUUGGUAAAGGAGGUCUCAUAAUGUUCGAUGUCACGUCAGCUAACGUUGCAUAUCAGAUCUGGGAUGUGCCUCCUGUUCUUUUGCUAGCAGUUAUUGGAGGCAUAUGGGCAAGUUUGUACAACUUUUUACAGGAUAAGGUUCUGCGGAUUUAUAACAGAAUUAACGAGAGAAGAGCUGCUUACAAAAUAGUUCUGGCUCUUACAGUCUCCAUUUUUACAUCUUGUCUUCUUUUUGGAUUACCAUGGUUGGCACCUUGCCGCCCUUGCCCUUCAGAUACAUCAGAACCUUGCCCCACAAUUGGACGGAAUGGUAACUAUAAGAAGUUUCAGUGUCCUCCAGGUCACUACAAUGAUCUUGCCAGUUUAUUUUUUAACACGAAUGAUGAUGCCAUCAAGAACCUUUUCAGCAAGAACACUGAUGCCGAGUUUCACCCUUUCUCAAUGCUGAUUUUCUUUAUCACCUGUUUUUUCCUGAGCAUCUUUAGUUAUGGGAUAGUCGCACCUGCAGGUCUCUUUGUGCCUGUCAUUGUGACAGGUGCGGCUUAUGGUCGUUUUAUUGGGAUGAUGUUUGGUUCGCACUCAACUCUUAACCAUGGCCUAUUUGCUGUUUUAGGUUCAGCUUCCUUUCUUGGGGGUUCUAUGAGAAUGACAGUUUCCUUAUGCGUCAUUAUCCUAGAAUUGACUAAUGACCUCCUCUUGCUACCUCUAAUGAUGCUAGUUCUUCUUAUCUCCAAAACUGUAGCUGAUGCAUUUAAUAGGAAUAUAUAUGACCUCAUAAUGAGGGCGAAGGGUUUCCCUUACUUGGAACGUCAUGCUGAACCUUACUUAAGACAACUAUCAGUGAGUGAUGUGGUCACAGGUCCACUCCAGUUCUUUAAUGGCAUUGAGAAAGUUGGUAACAUAGUUCAUGUUCUCAAAACCACCGGGCAUAAUGGCUUUCCAGUGGUGGAUGAGCCCCCGCAUUCCGCAGCACCAGUUCUAUUUGGUUUGGUACUCCGUGCACAUCUGGUUACAUUGCUAAAGAAGAAAGCAUUUCUUCAAAAUCCUGUACCUGCUGGAGUUGACGCUUUUGAGCAGUUUUCAGCUGAUGAUUUUGCAAAGAAAGGUUUAGACCAUGGAGACAGAGUGGAAGAUAUACAACUGACAGAUGAAGAGAUAGAUAUGUUUAUAGAUCUGCAUCCUUUUUGUAACACUUCGCCUUUCACUGUUGUAGAGACUAUGUCCUUGGCGAAGGCUCUGAUGCUCUUCCGAGAAGUUGGUUUAAGGCACCUUCUGGUAAUACCCAAGGUUUCUGGGAGGAUACCUGUUGUGGGGAUAAUUACAAGGCAUGAUUUCAUGCCAGAGCAUGUGCUCAGCUUGCAUCCAUCCUUGGCUAAGAUCAAGUGGAAAAGAUUAAGAGUGAAAUUACCUCACGGGGUUAAAAUCAUUUAGAGACUACAUCGACGUUCUAAAAUUAGUCCUACUGAGGUAUGUGAAUAGAGCUGUGUACAACAUGACUGCAAUAUGCUAGGUAGUAAAGCUCAUUCUUCCCUAAUAUUUCUUGUCAA
Solanum verrucosum is the source of this 2496-nucleotide messenger RNA. RefSeq names its product putative chloride channel-like protein CLC-g. The transcript has 7 exons. Gene Ontology annotation, molecular function: voltage-gated chloride channel activity. The coding region runs from base 20 to 2380 and encodes 786 amino acids. NCBI's taxonomy places the organism in Eukaryota, Viridiplantae, Streptophyta, Magnoliopsida, Solanales, Solanaceae. Gene Ontology annotation, biological process: chloride transport; transmembrane transport. Gene Ontology annotation, cellular component: intracellular membrane-bounded organelle; plant-type vacuole membrane. The record is from RefSeq and is a predicted model, not a curated record.